Molecule: messenger RNA, 2640 nt
Organism: Antechinus flavipes (yellow-footed antechinus)
Lineage: Eukaryota; Metazoa; Chordata; Mammalia; Dasyuromorphia; Dasyuridae
Gene: PECAM1
Product: platelet and endothelial cell adhesion molecule 1
Exons: 16
Coding region: 264-2447 (727 amino acids)
Biological process (GO): cell surface receptor signaling pathway
Molecular function (GO): transmembrane signaling receptor activity
Source: RefSeq, a predicted model, not a curated record
GCUAUCAAUCCCGGCCAGAAGCUCAUUGUUUCCAGUUUCCAGUAAUGGCAGCUAUUACUUGACUAGUGAGUGCCACUGGCCGCUUGCUAUUCACAAAGAGGAAAAACCUUCCAAGGGUGAAUCUUAACUUUUCAUACUAAGACUUGCUAAUCUAUUGCCCCUUUUGAAGACAACCUUUCUUACCUGCUCCCCUGGUCGAACUUAGCCUUCAGCGAAUGAGCACUCCCAGAUUCUAGACUGGGCAACUAUUUCUCCAAAACAAGAUGUAUCUGGCUCUUCUGGGAAUGCUUUGGUUCUGUACAAGACUGAAAGGACAAGAAAACUCUUUUACCAUCAACACAAUUGAGAUGAAAGCAGAGCCAGGCUGGGAAGUGCAGAAUGGGAAGAACCUUACUCUGAAAUGCCUUGUGGACAUCAGCGCCACCUCGAAGCUUCAGUCACAGCUCCAAGUCCUAUUUUAUAAGGAUGAUGUUCUACUCAAGAACAUUACCUCCUGGAACAAAGAAGAGGGCUUUUUUAUUCAGGCUGCUCGGUUUUAUGACCGAGGGAAUUACAAAUGUACCGUGAUUCUGAACAACAAGGAGAAAACCACAAAAGAUUACUCUCUUUCAGUAAAAGGAGUACCAAAUCCCAGGGUUACAGUGGACAAAAUGGAAGUGAUGGAAGGAAGCAAGGUGAUGGUUGAAUGUUCUGUUCCUGAGGAGAAGCCUCCGAUAUAUUUUAUAGUUGAAAAACUGGAAGUGGAUAUCUACAAGCAGAGAAAAGAAAAAAUGGCCCUGGAGAAAAAUUAUGUGACACUGGAAUUUCCAAUAGAAGAACGAGAUCAUGUUUUAAUCUUUCAGUGCCAGGCCAAGAUCUCUUUUGGGAAUUUCGUGGAGGCCUCAGAAUUCACCAAGAGUGACUUAGUCACUGUGAGAGAAACUUUUUCUGUUCCCAGUUUCCAAAUAAAACCCGAAGGAGAGAUCACAGAAGGAGAUUCCCUCACACUUAAGUGCACAAUCCAAGUGACACAUAUGUUUCUGGAGGAUCGUGAAAUCAUCAUCCAGAAAGAUAAACAGAUUGUGGCCUAUGCUAAGCAUGGGACAGAAGUUACUUACUCUCCUCCAAUAGCCAAAGUGGAACACAUUGGGAACUACACUUGCAAAGUGGAAUCCAGCAAGAUAUCUAAAGUCAACAGUGUUUUUAUCAAUAUUACAGAGUUAUUUUCCAAACCUGAGCUGCUGAUUUCUUCCAACCAUCUCGAUGAAGGUGGGAAGCUAGACCUGUCCUGUCAGAUCGCAGGGUCCCCACUUGCCAACUUCACCAUCCAGAAGGAGAACAUAACAAUAACAAAUUCUCAGAACUUCACAAAGAGGGUCUGGGUACAUGAUAGUGGGACAUACAGAUGCCUUGCUGAAAUCCGCAACGUCAUCAAGGAAAGUGAUCCAGUACAGUUAUCUGUUUUUGAAAUUGUCUCUAAGCCCAGGAUUUUUCAUAACUCACAAUCUGAAGUAAUAAAGGGACAACCUUUAUUACUCUAUUGCCAGUCAAUAAAUGGGACACCGCCUAUCAUAUAUCAUCUUUGUAAGAUGAACACGUGUAAGAGUCAGCAAGAAAUGUAUUCCAAUAAACCAGCAGUAUUCUCGGACAAACCCACUGCAACAACAGAAUACACCUGUGUCGCUAAAAAUCACCAUUCCCAAGGGUCAGUGGCUAGUGACGUUUUGAAAGUCGUGGUGAUAGUUCCAGUUGCAAGAGUCAACUUAACCAUUCUAUCCCGUGAGGAAGUAGAGAGUGGGAAAGAGGUGGUCCUCCGAUGCAGCACAGAUGAAGGGUCUUGGCCAAUUCACUAUAAGUUUUACAAACAUAAUUCUAUGGUCCCUUUUUCUGAAACAACCUCGAAUAGUACCCAAGUGAUAUGGCAUACCUUACAGGCCAGCAAAGAGAAUGAAGGACAAUAUUACUGUACAGCUACCAACAGGGCCAACAUUUACAGCAAUUUCCCAAAGAGUAAUAUUAUUACUGUCAGAGUCACUCUUGCUCCAUGGAUGAAAGGUCUUAUUGCAGUAUUCAUCAUUGCUGCCAUAAUCAUUGCAUUGGUUCUUGUGGCCAGAUGGUACUUUGUUAAGAAAGCAAAGGCAAAACAGAUGCCAGUGGAGAUGUCCAGGCCAGGACCACCCCUGAAUUCCAACACUGAGAAGAUGCAAUCUGAUCCCAAUAUGGAAGCUAACAGUCACUCUGGAUACAAUGAUGAUAUUGGAAACCAUACAAUGAAACCAGCAAAUGAACAUAAAGAGCCUGACCAUUUGAAUGUGGAUGUGGAAUACACUGAAGUUGAAGUCUUGACGCCUGAUCUUCACAGAGCUCCUGAAAGGAAAGGAACUGAAACUGUUUACAGUGAAAUCAGAAAGGCUGAUUCAGGGGAGAACAGGCAUUCUAGAAUAGAAGGCUCCCUUGAUGCAACUUAGAAAACCAAUUACGGAUGUGGAUCCCUGAUGUUCCAAGAAGAUGAACAGAUAUUUUCCACAUAUCCCAAGCGCACUGUAGUACUUACUCAUGAAUCUGAUGGUCUCUUCUUACAAACAGUGAUUUUCUCAGGCCAAGUCAUCAUUUCUCCAAUCCAUCCCUGUGUGUGCGUGUGUGCACGUGUGUGUGUGUGUG